Messenger RNA from Penicillium argentinense, 1224 nucleotides. Its product is annotated as DHHC family palmitoyltransferase. Gene Ontology annotation, molecular function: protein-cysteine S-palmitoyltransferase activity. The transcript has 3 exons. Gene Ontology annotation, biological process: protein targeting to membrane; peptidyl-L-cysteine S-palmitoylation. The coding region runs from base 1 to 1224 and encodes 407 amino acids. Lineage: Eukaryota; Fungi; Ascomycota; Eurotiomycetes; Eurotiales; Aspergillaceae. The record is from RefSeq and is a predicted model, not a curated record. Gene Ontology annotation, cellular component: Golgi apparatus; endoplasmic reticulum.
AUGAUGGGGUCCCUUCGUACUAUUGCUCUGGCUAUUCUGGCUAUCUCAGCCUUUACUUUCAUCGCCCUUUUUGGCCGCCUUCCUGCCUUCAGGAAAACACCUAUCGCGUUGUUGCAUCGUGCAGUGUGGAUAUAUUUUCCUAACGGCGUUGCCUAUCUUGACUCUCGCUUGCUUGGCGGGCGACUUGUCAGAACCUGGAACCGCUCAGGUAGCUAUAUUCUCCACGAGAACCAUCCACUGGUUCUAAUUUUUUUCGUUGGCUUGCUUGCAAUUGGUGAAUGGGUAUUUUUACCGGUAGCAUGGCCUCGGAUGUCAUCCGUUCAUCAUCCCUGGGUCCCCCCGGUGGUUAUUAUCCCAUACAUCCUUCUUUACAAGUGUGUCAUGACCAAUUCUCAUGUCACGCCAGAGAACCACAACGAGGAGAUGAAACGUUAUCCGUUCGAUCAAGUCUUGUUUCAUCCAGGCUACCGCUGCAGUACAUGCAAUCUCAUCAAGCCGGCGCGCAGUAAGCACUGCAAGUUCUGUCGGACUUGUGUCUCUCGCCAGGACCACCAUUGUGUCUGGCUGAUGAACUGUGUUGGGGCUAACAAUUACAUGUACUUCAUGUCGUUGCUGCUCUCUCUAUCGGUCUUGCUCGCCUAUGGUACUUGUCUUGGCUACUCAUUACUCCGCCAAUCACUACAGGAAAUGAUCCCCGCUCAUUUGCAAGCAGCCAUGGAGUCAUGGAUUAUGUAUUUCAACAUCUGGGCGAUCGUCAUACAAUCUGAUCCCAGGAUUGGUACUAUCACGCUGUUGAUGCUCAUGACCGCUCCCUUGGCCAUGGCAUUCCUGGCAUACCAUACCUACCUUAUCUGGGCCGGCAUGACUACCAACGAAAGCUCCAAGUGGUCAGAUUGGAAAGAAGACGUCGAGGACGGUUACGUUUUCAAAGCACAUAGAAAGGAUAUUCCGGAUGCACACCCAUUCACGGAUUUCAAUGAGCAUCCUUGGCCGGUCACGAGUGAUCAAUUGCUGGUCACAGACGACGAGCCUCCAUUGGAGGGAUACAUUUUGGUCCCAGGUACCAAUCGGAUUGACUACCGCAGCGAUGAGGAUGCACCGAUUGAUUCGCGGUGGGUCCCAGUCCAUAGCAUGAAGGACAUUGACAACAUCUACGAUCUGGGAUUUUGGAACAAUCUUCGAGAUUCUGCAGGGCUUUCCGUGCGUCGCAUGGGCCGUAAAUAG